Molecule: messenger RNA, 2170 nt
Organism: Balaenoptera musculus (blue whale)
Lineage: Eukaryota; Metazoa; Chordata; Mammalia; Artiodactyla; Balaenopteridae
Gene: PCCB
Product: propionyl-CoA carboxylase subunit beta
Exons: 15
Coding region: 69-1691 (540 amino acids)
Cellular component (GO): mitochondrion
Molecular function (GO): propionyl-CoA carboxylase activity
Source: RefSeq, a predicted model, not a curated record
GCGCAGGCGCAGACUCCGCGGUGCGCACACAACGCACAUGCGCACUCAGGUGCGCUGGUAAAGCAAAAAUGGCGGCGGCGGCAAUGCGCGUGGCGGCACCCGGAAUCAGGCUCAGUGCUGUAGUGAGAAGUCUCCGGGCCGCGGUGCGCAGCGUGUGCACCCAGCCUGUCUCUGUUAAUGAGCGCAUCGAGAACAAGCGUCAAGCCGCACUACUGGGAGGAGGGCAGCGCCGCAUCGACGCGCAGCAUAAGCGAGGAAAGCUAACGGCCAGAGAGCGGAUCAGUCUCUUGCUGGACCCCGGCAGUUUUGUUGAGAGCGACAUGUUUGUGGAACACAGAUGUGCAGAUUUUGGAAUGGCUGCUGAUAAGAAUAAGUUUCCUGGAGACAGUGUGGUCACUGGACGGGGCCGAAUCAACGGAAGAUUGGUUUAUGUCUUCAGUCAGGAUUUUACAGUUUUUGGAGGCAGCCUGUCCGGAGCACAUGCCCAAAAGAUCUGCAAAAUCAUGGACCAAGCCAUGACAGUGGGGGCUCCGGUGAUUGGACUGAAUGACUCUGGAGGAGCACGGAUCCAAGAGGGAGUAGAGUCUUUGGCUGGCUACGCAGACAUCUUUCUGAGGAAUGUCACGGCAUCCGGAGUCAUCCCUCAGAUUUCUCUGAUCAUGGGCCCUUGUGCCGGUGGGGCUGUCUACUCCCCGGCCCUAACAGACUUCACGUUCAUGGUAAAGGACACCUCCUACUUGUUCAUCACUGGCCCUGAUGUUGUGAAGUCUGUCACCAAUGAGGACGUUACCCAGGAGGAGCUCGGGGGCGCCAGGACCCACACCACCAUGUCAGGCGUGGCCCACAGAGCUUUUGAAAACGACGUUGACGCCUUGUGUAAUCUCCGGGAGUUCUUCAACUACUUGCCUCUCAGCAAUCAGGACCCGGCCCCCGUCCGUGAGUGCCAUGAUCCCAGUGACCGUCUGGUUCCUGAGCUUGAUACAAUUGUCCCUUUGGAAUCUACCAAAGCCUACAACAUGGUGGACAUCAUACACUCUGUUGUUGAUGAGCGAGAAUUUUUUGAGAUCAUGCCCAGUUAUGCCAAGAACAUCAUUGUUGGUUUUGCAAGAAUGAAUGGGAGGACUGUUGGAAUUGUUGGCAACCAACCUAAAGUGGCUUCAGGAUGCUUGGACAUUAAUUCAUCCGUGAAAGGGGCUCGUUUUGUCCGAUUCUGUGAUGCGUUCAAUAUUCCACUCAUCACGUUUGUGGAUGUCCCUGGCUUUCUCCCUGGCACCGCGCAGGAGUACGGGGGCAUCAUCCGGCACGGCGCCAAGCUGCUCUACGCGUUUGCCGAGGCAACUGUGCCCAAAGUGACAGUCAUCACCAGGAAGGCCUAUGGUGGAGCUUACGAUGUCAUGAGCUCCAAGCACCUUUGUGGUGACACCAACUACGCCUGGCCCACAGCAGAGAUUGCAGUCAUGGGAGCAAAGGGCGCUGUGGAGAUCAUCUUCAAAGGGCACGAGAAUGUGGAGGCCGCUCAGGCAGAGUACAUCGAGAAGUUUGCCAACCCUUUUCCUGCAGCCGUGAGAGGGUUUGUGGAUGACAUCAUCCAGCCUUCCUCUACACGUGCCCGAAUCUGCUGUGACCUGGGUGUCUUGGCCAGCAAGAAGGUACAGCGCCCAUGGAGGAAACAUGCAAAUAUCCCACUGUAAAUGUACCAAGGGUAAUUACUGCCUGGCCAUUUGCACCCAUCCCUGCCUUUUGCAGUCAUGAAACCUGGCAAUCUAAAUACCAGUAAUAACUUGGCUAAGUUUAUUAAAUUCUAGAAAGAUUUCAUUUGUGCCUUCCUAUAAAAUUGUUUUAUUAAAAAUCCUAACUAAUAUUUUUUGAGCACAAAUCUUAUUUUUUUGUGGUAAAAAUCUGAAAAAUGAAGAAAACUAAAGAAAACACUAUAGUAUUAUCACUUAGAGCUGACCCUUAUUUAACACCUCUGUGUAUUGUUUUCCUUUCUUUUCCCAAGAAUUAAUUUUUUUCUCUAAAGGUGAGAUAAUGAGCUUUUAGGGUGAAGUACUUGUCUGCUUAGGCUUUUAGUUUUCUUACUUUUAAAUAAUAUAACAGUUAAAUGAUAUGUCCUAUCCUUUCAAUUCCUUCAGGAAUUGUUGAGGAUUAAAGGAGAUGUUUGUAAUUGUGU